Molecule: messenger RNA, 395 nt
Organism: Drosophila obscura
Lineage: Eukaryota; Metazoa; Arthropoda; Insecta; Diptera; Drosophilidae
Exons: 2
Coding region: 26-361 (111 amino acids)
Source: RefSeq, a predicted model, not a curated record
UCCAAAAAACCUAAACGUGAUCGGAAUGACUGUGAAGGUUCUGUUGGGUCUGCUGCUCCUGAACAUUGCCACCGAGGUGGCAUUCGCCUGCACAGGAAAUCUCUGUCCGGAGGUAACGAAUACGAAUCAUUUGUGUAGCGGAACGCUGCGCUAUCAAUGCGUCUGUGACUUCACCUGCUCCGAGUGGGACCAGCCCUGCAAUUGGUGUCUCACUUGUCCAGAAGAGAUCAGUGAUAUCAAUACGUAUCGCAACCAAAAGAACAAGCUGCCUGUCUUUGGCCUACCCAAUAAAAGCUAUAAGCAGUGCCUGGACAUUAAUAUCCAAACACAUAAUUACAACAAAUGUCGUGACAUCAAUUAAAUGUUAAAGUAGUUUGUUUCUAAAUAAAAUUUAA